Molecule: messenger RNA, 1426 nt
Organism: Salarias fasciatus (jewelled blenny)
Lineage: Eukaryota; Metazoa; Chordata; Actinopteri; Blenniiformes; Blenniidae
Gene: csf1b
Product: colony stimulating factor 1b (macrophage)
Exons: 9
Coding region: 191-1000 (269 amino acids)
Cellular component (GO): membrane
Molecular function (GO): growth factor activity; cytokine activity
Source: RefSeq, a predicted model, not a curated record
UGAACUUACCCUGUGGAGGAGGAGCACGUCAGGCAGUGCUUUGAAGAACAACGCCACAUGACGAAGUGUCAGAUUUACUUAACUGCGAAUUCCUUUCGGUGGAGUGGAACUGAAUAUAUGAAAAGGAUUUCUUUGCUUCAAUGUGUGUGACAGAGGAGUUUGGCGUUUUCCACUGUCAAACACGUACCAGAUGACCAUCCUUGUGUCAAACCUGACUCAGAGCAAAGCAAAGUUGCAGGUAAAGUGUCUGUGUGUGCUUAUGUUCCUGAGCUUCCCUCUGACUAUGGCUGAGAUCCCUGGGCCGUGCAGACACUCCAUCACUAGAGAGCACCUGCUGACAGUCAGGCAACUGAUGGACAACCAGUUAAGAAGUGGGUGCACGAUAACCUACACAUUCAUUGAGCGGAGAAGUUUGAGUAAAUGUUGCUUUGUGAAAGCUGCUUUACCCUGGAUCCUGGAGCUCCUCACAACCCACUUCAAAUAUAACCGGGGUUCAGUCAAUGAUGGCUAUGUUCAGUCUCUGAGAGCGCUCAUUCUCAACAUCUAUUCUCAAAAAUGUGUGCCUCAGAUAAACGAAGAGGUCGAGGACAAACCAGAGAGUUUUGAGAUGACCUACAGAGGUUCUCCUUCAGACGCACUCAGGAGGGCUUUGGACGUGUUGUUUGUUUACUGGGAGCUGGUGACGACCAGCGAUGCACCAGUUGAUUGGAGAUGUCAGCACGAAUACACAGAAAUAUUUGACUCAACUACAGAGCAAACCUCAGAGACACCCACAGAGUAUUUUACAGAAAGUUAUGGUAGGAACUCAGCGAAAGCCUCUCAAAGAAGACCGGUCAAAGAUCUGUACAAACUUGGCUUUAUCAUCGCAUCCAUCUGUGGAGGACUGCUGUUAAUACUUACCCUCUAUUGUCUCAUCACACACAAGAGAACUCAUGGAUCGAGAUCGUAUACAAAUUCAAGUGAUAACGGCCCUCAGGACUUAGAGAUGGAACCAGAGUAACGCAGAGAAGAAGCCGUCACUGCAGCAGCAGACAGAGCACUUGUGAAGCUGCACAUUUCACCCAUCAUGAAGUAGUCUCCAUGUCAGUAUUGUAUGUGUAAACGUAUCAGGCACAACUAUUUAAUCAGAAGCUUUGCUUUGACUGAGAACAAAGAUGGACCCUGUUUUUUUUUUUUUUUUUUAAAUAAUAUUCUGUGUAUAUUAUGUUUAUGCAUCAUUGCAGAUAUCUUUUUAAGUUCACUAAAAAAAAAGUUUUAUUUUUACACUAGUCAUGUACAUUGAAUAAUGUGUCUCGAUUUGCUACCACUUAACCGGCUGUUUGUAAUGUUGUUCACCAAACAUUUCCACACGUUAUUAUUUAUUAUUUUGACUCUAUUCAUUCACUGUAUUGAUAAUAAAAGUUAACCAUCAAUACAAGUUGAAAUG